AUGGAGAAAUUGCAAGAAAUUGCAGUGUCCUUGGCUGUUGAUUAUUUGCUUCCACCCUUAAAGAAAGCAGUGAAUUCAGUCAUGGAGGUUCCAAAAGAUGCUGCAGACAUGAAAGACAAACUUGAUGGGAUUCAAGCCAUGAUUCAUGAUGUGGACAAGAUGGCAGCAACUGAAGAAGGCAACUCACGUGAUGGUCUCAAAGCAAAGGUGAAGCUGCUGGUGGAAACAUCUUUUUGCAUGGAAGAUAUCGUUGAUGAAUACAUUAUCCAUGAGGAAAGGCAGCUUGGUGAUGAUCCUGGAUGUGCAUCUUUACCUUGUAAGGCUAUUGAUUUCGUCAAAACUAGGGCCUCUCGUCUUCAAUUUGCAUACAUGAACCAGGACGUGAAAUCAGAAUUUCGAGGGAUCAAGGAGAGGAACAAGAGUGAGGAUUGCUCCCAAAUUCAAUCUUCUAGAGGAAACCAAAACAUCACGUUUGACAACCUUCGAAUGGCUCCUCUGUUUCUUAAGGAGGCUGAGGUUGUGGGCUUUGACAGCCCUAGAGAUACAUUGGAAAGAUGGUUGAUAGAGGGGCGGGAAAAGCUCACUGUUGUCUCUGUGGUAGGAAUGGGAGGACUUGGAAAAACUACUCUUGCAAAGAAAGUUUUUGAUAAAGUCCAGACACACUUCACUCGCCAUGUCUGGAUCACAGUGUCUCAGUCAUACACCAUAGAAGGAUUGUUGCUUAAGUUUCUAGAAGCAAAAAAAAGAAAGGAUCCUUCUCAGAGUGUUUAUUCUACAAUGGAUAAAGCAUCGUUGAUAAGUGAGGUGAGAAAUCACUUGAGCCGCAAUAGGUAUGUUGUCGUGUUUGAUGACGUGUGGAAUGAAAAUUUUUGGGAGGAAAUGAAAUUUGCUUUAGUUGAUGUUGAAAAUGGAAGUAGGAUAAUAAUCACAACCAGGUACCGUGAGGUUGCAGAGUCUUGUAGGACAUCUUCUCUUGUUCAAGUGCAUGAGUUGCAACCUUUAAGUGAUGACAAAUCUUUCGAAUUGUUUUGUAAAACGGCAUUUGGAUCUGAAUUAGAUGGGCAUUGUCCAAACAAUCUUAAGGACAUAUCAACUGAAAUUGUUAGAAAGUGUGAAGGUUUACCACUAGCUAUUGUGGCCACUGGUGGCCUUUUAUCUCGCAAAAGUAGAGAUGCACGUGAAUGGCAAAGAUUUAGUGAGAAUCUAAGUUCAGAAUUAGGAAAGCAUCCCAAAUUAAUUCCCGUGACAAAGAUUUUGGGUUUAAGUUAUUAUGAUUUGCCUUACCAUCUCAAACCAUGCUUCUUGUAUUUCGGAAUAUAUCCGGAAGAUUAUGAAGUUGAGUGUGGGAGAUUGAUUCUACAAUGGGUAGCUGAGGGGUUUGUCAAAUCUGAUGAAGCGGCACAAACUUUAGAAGAAGUGGCAGAAAAAUAUUUGAAUGAGUUGAUCCAAAGAAGUUUGGUUCAAGUAUCUUCAUUUACAAAGUGUGGCAAAAUUAAAAGUUGUCGUGUUCAUGAUGUAGUACGUGAAAUGAUCCGCGAGAAGAAUCAAGAUUUAAGCUUUUGCCAUUCUGCUAGUGAGCGAGGGAACUUGUCCAAAAGUGGGAUGAUUCGUCACCUAACAAUAGCAUCUGGUUCCAACAAUGUGACGGGAAGUGUCGAAAGCUCGAACAUUCGAUCACUUCAUGUUUUCGGUGAUCAAGAAUUGUCAGAAUCCUUGGUGAAGAGUAUGCCUACAAAGUACAGGUUAUUAAGGGUACUUCAAUUGGAAGGUGCUCCAAUGUUUGAUUAUGUUCGGCGCAUUGAAAGUUUGGGGGACUUAUCAUUUUUGAGGCACUUAAGCUUCAGAAGUUUAAACAUAGUCCAUCUUCAAAAAUUAAUUGGUGAGCUGCACAACCUAGAAACAUUGGAUCUAAGACAAACUUGUGUGCGUAAGAUGCCAAGAGAGAUCUACAAGCUUAAAAAGUUAAGACACCUUCUGAAUGAUGGAUAUGGCGGGUUUCAAAUGGAUAGUGGCAUUGGAGAUCUAACAUCCCUACAAACACUACGUGAAGUGGACAUAAGCCAUAAUACAGAAGAAGUAGUAAAAGGGUUGGAAAAACUUACACAAUUAAGGGUGUUGGGCUUGACAGAAGUUGAGCCAAGAUUCAAAAGUUUUCUGUGCUCCUUGAUAAACAAGAUGCAACUCCUGGAGAAGUUAUCCAUUACUGCAACUGCAAGUUAUGGUAUGGACAUGGAUUUGCAUUUUGAUGUAUUUGCACCUGUACUUCAGAAGGUUCGUCUUGUGGGGAUGUUAAAUGAGUUCCCAAACUGGGUUGCCAAGCUCCAAAAUCUUGUUACGUUGUACUUGUCAUGCACCCAGUUGACACAUGAUCCGUUGCCACUGCUUAAAGAUCUACCAAUUUUGACGCACCUUAGUAUCAAUUUUGAAAACUAUGGUGAAGUUUUGCAGUUUCCAAACAGGGGGUUUCCGAACCUAAAGCAAAUACUACUGGAAGAGUUGAUUAGAUUGAAAUCCAUCGUUAUUGAAGAUGGAGCAUUGCCUUCUCUCGAAAAGCUCAAGUUAGUCCGUAUUUUAGAACUGACAGAGGUGCCUCGUGGUAUUGACAAGUUACCAAAGCUUAAGGUGUUGUUUCUUACGUACAAGGUCAUGCAUGGCGCCACCACCACUGGCGCCUUCGAUAGGGACGAGCCACGUGGCUGUGGAAGCGCCAUUCCCACUAGCGCGUCCCCUUUUGUUGAGGUGGCUUUGGAAGCGCCAGCACUAGUGGCGAUUUGGUGA
Messenger RNA from Glycine soja, 2778 nucleotides. Its product is annotated as disease resistance protein RPM1-like. Bases 1 to 2778 code for a protein of 925 amino acids. The transcript is spliced from 2 exons. Gene Ontology annotation, biological process: defense response to other organism. NCBI's taxonomy places the organism in Eukaryota, Viridiplantae, Streptophyta, Magnoliopsida, Fabales, Fabaceae. Gene Ontology annotation, molecular function: ADP binding. The record is from RefSeq and is a predicted model, not a curated record.